Messenger RNA from Solanum verrucosum, 2035 nucleotides. RefSeq names its product serine/threonine-protein kinase BSK5-like. Gene Ontology annotation, biological process: brassinosteroid mediated signaling pathway; protein phosphorylation. The record is from RefSeq and is a predicted model, not a curated record. NCBI's taxonomy places the organism in Eukaryota, Viridiplantae, Streptophyta, Magnoliopsida, Solanales, Solanaceae. Gene Ontology annotation, molecular function: ATP binding; protein kinase activity; protein binding.
UACAUACCGUCUUCUUUUUCUUCCUUUCUGCAUGCUCUUAAAAAGGCUUCAAAUUACAACACUAACAGAAUCAUCAAAAGGGUACUGUAAAUUUCUGCAAAAAGAUCCUUUCUUUGGAUUCCAACAACAAUUGGGGUCACUGUUUGUUCCCUCAAGAGAAAAAAAAACCAGUAGCUAUAAAAGUCUCUCCUUUUUCAUUCUUCCCAUUUGCCUUUCUUUUUCUCUUCUGUCAUGUUUGCUUGCUCACCAAAAGAGAAGUGCAAAAGCUUAAUAAGAAAAGAAACAUCUUUUCUUUGAAUCACUAUAAAUUGGGUCUCUGUUUGUUUCUUGAAAAAAACAGUAAAGUCAUAAAGGUUCCUCCUUUUUCAAGAAAUCUUGUGUUUUUUGCUGUUUUCAUUUUCACUGUCAGAUGGGUGCUCGUUGUUCAAAAUUCUCUUUUUGUUGGUGGCAUUCUCAUCUCAAACCAUCCCUUCUUGAUUCAUCUGAUCUGGAGAAUGGAGGUAAAAAUGAGAAAAAUGCCUUUCCAGUGUUUACUGAGUUUAGUCUUGAUGAGCUGAAGAUGGCUACCAAUGGAUUUUCUUCUGAAAACAUUGUGUCUGAGCAUGGAGAGAAAGCUCCAAAUGUAGUUUAUAAAGGGUUGCUUGAAAAUGGUCGUUGGGUUGCUGUUAAACGCUUUAAUAGGUCUGCUUGGCCUGAUUCUCGUCAAUUCUUGGAUGAGGCUAGAGCUGUGGGGAAUCUGAGGAGCGAACGAUUGGCGAAUCUAAUAGGAUGUUGCUGUGAAGGGGAGGAAAAAUUGCUGGUGGCUGAGUUCAUGCCUAAUGAGACCCUUGCUAAGCAUUUGUUUCACUGGGAGAAUCAACCUAUGAAAUGGGCGAUGAGGUUGAGGGUUGCUUUUUAUCUAGCGCAAGCUUUGGACUACUGCAGUAGCAAAGGUCGGGCAUUGUAUCACGAUCUUAAUGCUUAUAGAGUCUUAUUUGAUCAGGAUGGUAAUCCUAGACUCUCUUGCUUUGGCUUGAUGAAGAACAGUAGAGACGGGAAGAGUUAUAGUACAAACUUGGCUUUCACUCCGCCCGAGUACUUGAAAACAGGAAGAGUGACCCCUGAAAGUGUAGUUUACAGCUUUGGAACAAUGUUGCUAGAUCUUUUGAGUGGAAAGCAUAUUCCUCCAAGCCAUGCACUUGAUCUAAUUCGGGGGAAGAAUUUUUUGAUGCUUAUGGAUUCUUGUUUGGAGGGUCAUUUUUCAAAUGAUGAUGGAAGUGAGCUUGUUCGGCUAGCCACUCGCUGUUUACAGUAUGAGGCACGUGAGAGGCCAAAUGCAAAAUCUCUCGUCACUUCACUUAUGUCUCUUCAGAAAGAAACAGAGGUGCUGUCACAUGUUUUGUUGGGAAUUCCACAUGGAACUGCAACCCCACCUCAGCCAUUAUUAUUGACACCAAUGGGUGAAGCAUGCUUGAGAAAGGAUCUUACUGCCCUUCAUGAAAUAUUGGAAAAGAGUGGAUACAAGGAUGAUGAAGGAAUUGCCAAUGAGCUUUCAUUCCAAAUGUGGACAAAUCAGAUGCAGGAAACCUUAAAUUCUAAGAAGCAUGGUGAUGCUGCUUUCCGAGCCAAGGAUUUCAUUACUGCUAUUGACUGCUACACACAGUUCAUUGAUGGAGGGACCAUGGUAUCACCAACCGUAUAUGCCAGGCGUUGCUUGUGUUAUCUGAUGAGCGACUUGCCACAAGAAGCUCUGGGGGAUGCAAUGCAAGCUCAGGUGGUUUUCCCCGAAUGGCCAACUGUUUACCUACAGGCUGCUGGACUCUUUGUGCUUGGGAUUGAGAAUGAUGCUCAAGAAGCUCUUAAAGAAGCUACAAAGUUGGAAGCGAAAAGGAACAAAAACUGAAACUGUAUAGAUUUGCAUUUCUUCGAUUUUUAUUGUAUUGAGUUUCUUGUAUUUAUCUACAAAAGCAACACCUAAAGGGUUUAUGAACACAAUUGGUUGUUGAAUGUUAAUAUUCAAGUUUUGUUCUUCCCAUUUUGGAAGUAGUUUUUGACA